GUAUCAGAUCCACACAGGCCUUCAGCACUCCAUCAUCCGAGCUACCCAGCCCAACUGCCUACCCCUGGAAAAUGUCACCUUGCCCCAGAAGCUAAAGCAAGCAGGCUACUCCACCCACAUGGUGGGGAAGUGGCACCUUGGCUUCUACAAGCGUGACUGUCUCCCCACACAGCGUGGCUUCGAUACUUUCUUCGGUUCCCUUCUUGGAAGUGGGGACUACUACAGUCACUAUAAAUGUGAAGGGCCUGGAAUGUGUGGCUAUGAUUUGUAUGAAGGCGAGGAGGCAGCUUGGGAACAGGACCGUGGAUUGUAUUCAACUGUGAUGUUUACCCGAAAGGCUAUCAACAUCUUAGCCAAUCACGAUCCUCGCAGACAACCCUUGUUCCUCUAUUUAGCCUAUCAGGCGGUUCAUUCACCGCUGCAGGUUCCGGCCCGCUACCUCGAGCGAUACAAGGGGAUUCCAAACAUGCAUCGUCGUAAAUAUGCCGCCAUGGUGUCGUGCCUGGACGAAUCUAUCCACAACCUCACGUUAGCGCUAAAGCGCUACGGUUAUUAUGACAACACGGUUAUAGUGUACUCCUCAGAUAAUGGAGGCCAGCCUUUAGCAGGUGGAAGCAAUUGGCCCUUGAGGGGAAGUAAAGCCACCUACUGGGAAGGGGGGAUCCGAGCAGUGGGUUUCGUUCAUAGUCCACUGUUGGUAAACAAAGGGACAAAAUGUCGGUCUUUGGUCCACAUCACUGACUGGUUCCCUACACUGGUGACUCUGGGUGAAGGGACUUUAGACGAAGAUCUAAAUCUGGACGGGUACGAUGUUUGGGAGGCCAUCAGUGAAGGCCAUCCAUCUCCUCGCCAUGACAUCCUUCACAACAUUGACCCAAUCUACACAAAAGCUAAAAAUGGUUCCUGGAAGGCCGGGUAUGGUUUAUGGAACACGGCCAUCCGAGCUGCGCUGCGAGUGGGCCACUGGAAGCUCCUGACGGGGGUCCCUGGUUACAGCGACUGGGUGCCCCCGCAGACCUUCUCCAACCAGCGGCUAACAAACCGCUGGCAUAAUGAGCGUGUCCGUUGGGACCGAGGUAAGUCCAUCUGGCUGUUCAACAUCACAGCUGACCCCUACGAGAGAGUGGACCUGUCCCAGCGAUACCCCCACUUAGUAAAGAAGAUGCUGCUACGGCUAGCGCAGUACAACAGGACUGCAGUGCCGGUACGCUACCCGGCCAAAGACCUGCGCUCUAAUCCUCAGUACAAUGGGGGUGUGUGGGGCCCCUGGUUCAAAGAGGAGAGGGAGGAACCAGAGGAAGAUGAGAAAUACAAUAACUUGCUCGCCAACCACCUUGGAAAAAGGAGGUGGAAAAAUCAAUCAAAUAACAGAAAGCUGAAAAGGAAGGUAGAAGAGUAGCCUACCACAUUUGUGAAAAAAACUUCAGUUGCCUUUCUCAGGGAUUGACACUUCCUGUCUCAGGAUUGUCCUCUUCGGAUGAUCUUACUCUAGCUAGUUUUAACUUGAUUCCACUACAUACUGUAUGAAAAAUAAUGCAAAUGGACCUAUUGAAAUGUGUCAAGAGAAUAAGAAAAAGACCCUCUCAUUCAAACACUGGCGUCAUGCCCAGACAAAACUAAGACCUCAUGUUAAUGUUAGGAGCAUUUAAAGAAUGUUCCUUUCUUCUAGAUUGUUUUGCAUGUUUGAACUGUUGUCACCUUUUGAUUGUUCUGUAGAUUUAUGUCCCAAUAAAUGUUCCUUGACAGUUGCCAUACAUCUUGGUGACAGAAAAAUAGAGUAAGACAUAGUUCUAUUAUGUUGUUGAUAGCUACGAUACAGUAUCGUGGAAACAGAUUUAUGUGAUGUUAUGUGUGUUUGAAUUUAGGUAUGUUGGUUUUAUAAGCACAGUCUGUCUAAAACUUGAGAAUAAUAGAUUUAGUUCCCUUUUAGAUGAUGUCUGGUCUGGCAUAAGGCCAACCCGAAGGUAAGACAAGCUAACAAAAUAAAAGCCCCAGACACAAAGCUCUUUGUUUCCAGCAAUCUUUUAGGCUGUCUGGUUUGCAUUUCAUGACAGAAAGAUUUACUUUAUUCUGAUGACAAUUACUAUUAGUGGUAACUGGAAAAUUUCAUUAUAAGAAGCUCACACGUCCACUUAGUAUUUAUUCUAGCCGGCUCCCGCCGUUCACGUAAAAGUUCGCAACCGACACAUCACUAAUUUAUUCAUGGAAAAUACAGUAAAUUCGCAUAUGACAGGAGAUGAAAACCUAAAUGCUUUAUUGCAGUCCCCAGAAAUGGCUGCCUGUUAUGGUGUGCUGUACAAUAAGUUGUGUUCUAAAAAAAAAAGAAAUGGAACUAUUCACGUGGAGUGAAAAUAACAAUCUGUAUAAAUAUAUUUCUCAUAGAAAUCUGUAUAGCCACCCGUGUCACAUUCACAAAGCUCAAAAUGUUGAUGUCUGUCUUGAGCUGUUCAUGAGUUGUGCAAGGCUUUGGUGUACUUUACAGGCCAAUUAGCUAUUUUAAUGACACUAAAUUACUUCUAAAUGUACUGUACUAUAAAAGAUUUAUAGUUCCCUAAAAAUGGAACAUGUUUUGUGCUGUUGUUAUUAGCUCCUAUUUGUCUUUUUAAUAAGCAGCUUUCAAAAACAAUACAAGGCUUUGGCUCUGUUACAAUCUGAGAUCUUGAAAUCAUUUUGAACACAUGAGUCAACAGGAGCUCCAGAGAGUGGGACUUUCCUAAGGCU
Molecule: messenger RNA, 2721 nt
Organism: Notothenia coriiceps (black rockcod)
Lineage: Eukaryota; Metazoa; Chordata; Actinopteri; Perciformes; Nototheniidae
Gene: arsj
Product: arylsulfatase family, member J
Exons: 1
Molecular function (GO): sulfuric ester hydrolase activity
Source: RefSeq, a predicted model, not a curated record